AUGUUGUCCAGGGAGAGCAGAGAGCAGCCAGUGAUCUUCUGUGCCGUGCUGAUCACUCUCUGCAGAGCUCUCCUUUCUGCUACUGUGCAACCAGCGUAUCACACCGUGAUGCAGUACCCCCAGAAUGCUCUCCACGGUGGCUCUGUAGAGGGCCACAAGAAGCUUCUCCUCCAGAUUGUUUCUCCUGAGCACCCUCAGGAAGUGGAGUCGCUGCUGGGCCUUCUUUACCACCGCCUUGGGGGACUUACCUCGAACGACACAGAACCCCCAGAGGAUGACCAACCGUCAACCAAUCGAAGCUACAAGGACGAUAUAGACUUUGAGUGUGCCAGAAACUCUCAUGAUAUAAUAAGACACCUGGGACUGACCCAAAAUAACAACCUGUUCAGCAUGACCCGGCCUGCUAAGAACCAGACCCAAACCACAGAAGUACAUAUAGACAUGAUACUCUCUGCCAUCAUUGACGUGGUAAAAAAGGAGCAGGUGUUUGUUUCUAAAGUUUGGGUUUAUCAGCAUUGGAUCGAUGAAUACAUCCGUUGGGAGCCAGAAAAGUUCUGUUUUAUAAUGGAACUUUCUCUUCGCUCCGAUCUGCUGUGGAAGCCGGAUUUAACCAUUGAAGAGAUGGUGGAGAAAGACAAGGCUGCCCAGUCUCCUUAUCUCUGGGUUUCCUAUCGUGGAGAUGUUGCAUUCAUGAGCAACAUGGUUCUGGUCACCAGCUGCUAUAUGCAAGUCUAUAAAUUCCCCUUCGACACUCAGAGCUGCAACCUCACCUUCAAGUCUGUCAUAUACUCAGAGACUACGUUGAGACUUGUUCAGUCCGGCAGCUCAAAGUUGUCAGCAGAAUGGUCCAAAGAGAGGACAGGAACCCAGUCUGACUGGCUUUUAGUCAAGAUCACAUCUACCAACAACAUAUCAAAACCUGACAUCCUUAACAGCAUGAUUGUUUACACUAUCACCAUGAAGAGACGGUCUGUCCUCUACGUGGUCAACCUGAUCAUACCGGUCCUGUUGUUCCUGUGUCUGGAUUUGGCCUCCUUCAUGAUCUCAGAGAGCGGGGGAGAGAAGCUGGGCUUUAAGGUCACUGUGUUGCUUGCUGUCACAGUGAUGCAGCUCAUUCUGAAUGAAAUCCUGCCCUCCUCUUCAGACAGGAUUCCUCUUAUAGCCGUCUUCUGUGUUGGUAUUUUUGGUUUGAUGAUGCUGAGCCUCUUGGAGACGAUUUUGGUGAUGCAUCUGAUUGAGAAAGAUUCUGCGACCAAAGACAAUGAGGCCAGAGGAGACCAAAACCUGAGCGACGACUGUGGGGACGAAAGAGGCAAAGUCUGCUGUCAUCACUGGUUUACAGACAUCAGGAAAAGGACUCACCGCGUGUCUGCCUGUACUGAAGGGUCUACUGGUGAGGUGCCAUCUGAACUGCUCCCAGUGACAAAGGAGGCCAGCAGCAGCCAGCUGACUGAGGACUCCUGUGACUCUGAAGAGGUGCUGACAGCACUCCUCAGCAGCAUGAAGGAGCUGAUGACUGAGAGGUCUCUGCUCCUCAGCAGCAGGAGGGAAGAAGGACAGACGGGCUACUGGACCAGAAGGGCCCAGACCAUCAACAGGGUUUUCUUUAUUUUCUACACCAUAGCUGCCUGUCUGUUUGUAGCCUCCAUGUUUUACUGCUGGAAUCAAGAAGAAGACAUUUAGCUCGAAAUGAUGAA
Molecule: messenger RNA, 1697 nt
Organism: Notolabrus celidotus (New Zealand spotty)
Lineage: Eukaryota; Metazoa; Chordata; Actinopteri; Labriformes; Labridae
Product: 5-hydroxytryptamine receptor 3A-like
Exons: 11
Coding region: 1-1683 (560 amino acids)
Biological process (GO): signal transduction; regulation of membrane potential; monoatomic ion transmembrane transport
Cellular component (GO): synapse; membrane; neuron projection
Molecular function (GO): transmembrane signaling receptor activity; extracellular ligand-gated monoatomic ion channel activity; neurotransmitter receptor activity
Source: RefSeq, a predicted model, not a curated record